Aegilops tauschii subsp. strangulata is the source of this 639-nucleotide messenger RNA. The record is from RefSeq and is a predicted model, not a curated record. NCBI's taxonomy places the organism in Eukaryota, Viridiplantae, Streptophyta, Magnoliopsida, Poales, Poaceae.
AUGUCCCUCUCCCCCGAAAUCUCGGAUGAAAACACCCCUAACCCUAGAUCAAUUCCCCUCCGUGCCGCCGGACAUUUCAUCCCCGCCGCCGGACAUGUCCACCGCCGCCAGCCACCUCACUCCGGCCAAUCGCGGCCAGCCACCUCAGCGCCGCCGCCUCCCUCAGCCAACCCCGCGCCGCCAAGUGGAGCGCGUCGUCCUCCCCGCGCCCUCCUCCACCGCGGCCCGCGGGAGCCCACAGUCGGCCCGCUCCGGGCCGCAUCUGGGCCCGCCGGCCCGCGCGUCGCCGCCCGCGCCCCGUCGCGCCCCACCGCCGCCGCGCCUCCCCGCGCCUCGCUGAUCCAGCACCGCCGUCCCGUCCUCCGGCCACCGAGCGCCGCCGCCCCGCCGCCCGGCGAGGUCUGCCGCCGCCCCGAAGCCCCACCGCCCAACCGCGCCUCUCCCUCCGCCGCCGAGCCACACCACGUCGUGCGCCUCGCCGCCGCCUCGCCUGCUCGCCGCAUCCGCCCGGAUCCCGGUCGGAGGAGGUCCCCCGUCGCCGGAUCUGCCGGCGACUUCCUCGCCGCCCGGGGCUCCUCUGCCUCCGCGUCCGCGCCCGACCCGAUCCGCGUUGACCCCGCGAGCCGGAGUGCUGCCUAA